AAUACCAUUACUACUAAACAUUAAAAAAUAAAAUAUGUUUUUAAAAUAAACAUUUAAUUUAUGAUAAUAAUAUAAACAACAAAUUGUGUUUUUAUUAAUUUAUGUAACUCUUAUUAUAUAUAUACCGGUAUAUUAAUCAACAAAUUAUUAAUAACACACUAAUAAAACAUGGCUUCUGGAGGUGUAGGCGCCGCCGAUACAGAUAGCGAUGCUCUCAGACAACAUAUACGUGCGAUAAUUGCCCAAAAAGUUGAUGAAUAUUCCGCUCACGAGUUGGACGACGAAACUACUAAAAAACUGAUCAAACAGGACGUCCAACGAGAGAUGAUAUUAUGGAAACAUAAAAAACCAAACACUGGAAAGCCGACUAAAUAUCAAAAAGUCAAACAAAAAUUGAAACAAUUUAUUAAUCCUCCCAUUGAUACCAAUGCUAUUGAAAUACGGAACCGAUCGGACCAACAAUAUCAAUUGGCAGUGGCAUUGAGCCAAAAACAACAAGUAAAUCAUCAUGAUGAACAUAAACAAAUUGGUGAGGCAAUUGUUUUAAGUGAACAAUCAAAUGUAAUUGAUAAAUAUUAUCAUGAUGAAUUACAAUUGGCCAUAGAGUUAAAUAAGCAAAUCAACUCUGUUGAUGUUGAUGUCGAUGAUAAUAAUGAUAGUAAUAGUGUCAAUGAUUUAAUCAAAUUUGAUUGCGAGGUAUGUAUGGAUCAGUUUCCAGUUGAUAGUGCCGUUAGCUACGGGUGUGAGCACCGGUAUUGCGAGGAUUGUGUACGUCAAACGUUAACCGUUGCCAUCGAUGACAACCGUAUCAAAUCACUUGCCUGUCCGGCGACCGACUGUACCGCUGAGGCCACCCAACAACUGGUUAGACGUAUUUUGGGCGACGAGCUGUACAACCGAUACGAUCUACUGUUACUUAAGUCAGCGGUCGGUGCUAUGGAUGAUGUGCAUUACUGUCCCAACACUGAUUGCGGUACAAUGGUAGUGACCGAAAUUGAUCUGGCCAUCGGUAACUGUACCCGAUGUGGACUGGCAUUUUGUACCAGUUGUAUGAAACCAUAUCAUGGUGGCUAUGAUUGUCAACUGGAAACCGAGGAACGGGAGGAAAUGGUACGGAUUUAUCAGAGCGAACUGUUGGCUAAGGAACUGAACUCUGAGGAAGAGGCGCUCAACAGAGCCAUAGCCGAAGUGGAACUGGAGGACAAAGAAUGGAUGGAUCGGAUCAGAGACGAACAGAAGGCUAUCAGAGAACAGGAAGCGAUGAUCGAAGAGCAGAGGAUAGCCGAUGAGGAAAGGGCUGCUGAAGAGAAACGUAGAGCCGAUGCCGAAAAAUUAAGGAAAGAGGCUGAGCUCAGGGAACAGGCGAUUAUUGCCGCACAGAAGGCUGAACGAGAACGUCAACAACGGGAGGUUCAGGAGGGCAGACAACGUGAGGAACGGGAGUCCGAACAACUUGUUCGUCAAGUGAGCCGUCCCUGUCCUCAGUGUAAGGCACCCAUUGAGAAAAUAUCUGGCUGCAAUAAUAUGAAAUGCACUCAUUGUAAGUAUGAAUUUUGUUGGGAUUGUAUGGGCCAUUGGCCAUCAUUGGGUCAUACAUACUAUCAUGGAUGUAAAACUUAAUUAUUUAUUUUUUUUUAAUAAUAUUUAGUAAUCAGUAUUAACAUAUUUA
Molecule: messenger RNA, 1669 nt
Organism: Oppia nitens
Lineage: Eukaryota; Metazoa; Arthropoda; Arachnida; Sarcoptiformes; Oppiidae
Product: E3 ubiquitin-protein ligase RNF14-like
Exons: 7
Coding region: 169-1620 (483 amino acids)
Biological process (GO): positive regulation of proteasomal ubiquitin-dependent protein catabolic process; ubiquitin-dependent protein catabolic process; protein polyubiquitination
Cellular component (GO): ubiquitin ligase complex; cytoplasm
Molecular function (GO): ubiquitin protein ligase activity; ubiquitin conjugating enzyme binding; zinc ion binding
Source: RefSeq, a predicted model, not a curated record